Hyaena hyaena (striped hyena) is the source of this 333-nucleotide messenger RNA. RefSeq names its product insulin (gene INS). The transcript is spliced from 2 exons. Gene Ontology annotation, molecular function: hormone activity. The record is from RefSeq and is a predicted model, not a curated record. Bases 1 to 333 code for a protein of 110 amino acids. Gene Ontology annotation, biological process: glucose homeostasis; positive regulation of protein secretion. Gene Ontology annotation, cellular component: extracellular region. Lineage: Eukaryota; Metazoa; Chordata; Mammalia; Carnivora; Hyaenidae.
AUGGCCCUGUGGACGCGCCUCCUGCCCCUGCUCGCUCUGCUGGCCCUCUGGACGCCGGCCCCGACCCACGCCUUCGUCAACCAGCACCUGUGCGGCUCCCACCUGGUGGAGGCGCUGUACCUGGUGUGCGGGGAGCGAGGCUUCUUCUACACGCCCAAGGCCCGCCGGGAGGCGGAGGACCCUCAGGCGAGGGACGUGGAGCUGGGGGGCGCACCCAGCGCGGGCGGCCUGCAGCCUCCGGCCCCGGGGGGGCCCCUGCGGAAGCGGGGCAUCGUGGAGCAGUGCUGCACCAGCAUCUGCUCCCUGUACCAGCUGGAGAAUUACUGCAACUAG